This is a messenger RNA of Coregonus clupeaformis (lake whitefish), 1742 nucleotides long. Its product is annotated as myozenin-2. Gene Ontology annotation, molecular function: FATZ binding; actin binding; telethonin binding. The record is from RefSeq and is a predicted model, not a curated record. Gene Ontology annotation, cellular component: actin cytoskeleton; Z disc. Lineage: Eukaryota; Metazoa; Chordata; Actinopteri; Salmoniformes; Salmonidae. Bases 274 to 1032 code for a protein of 252 amino acids. The transcript has 6 exons.
CUGCUAAAAUAACCCUGUGAGGUAAGCACCCAGAGCAUCCAGGGAUCACUGGUAUACAAACUGUUCCCUUGCAGAUGAGAAGCAUCAGAGUGGGAUAGGGUGGCAUCCCAGAUUCAGAGAGGAUAACUCACACAGCGAUAUACUCACCUCAUAUCCCCUCAUUUCACCUCACGUCACCUCUACUGCUGAACCUGUCAGAGGAGAGACAAGAGAGACAGAGCCUAACGUGAGCGCUCUUCAUCCAUUCACCUCAUCCGCCCCCACCAGAGGAAGAUGAUGCAAUCAGUGUAUGAUAACCUGUCCAAGCAGAGGAUGCAGCAGGCCAAGGCUCUGCGUACAGAGGCCAGGGGAGGAGGUCUGAACUUGGGGAAGAAAAUCAGUGUUCCCAAGGAUGUGAUGAUGGAGGAAUUGAACCUUCCGUCAAACCGCGGCUCCCGCAUGUUCCAGGAGAGACUGAGACGGGUGGAGAGAUUCACACUGGAGAACCAAGUCCAUGACCAUUACAGCAAUGGCCUUCCAGAGCCCAUGCCCCCCCAGACUAUAGAGGAGCCCCAGGGGGGUAAAGAGAACCAGGCAUACCUGAUGCCUGGCAAACACAGCCUGAUCACCACCCUACAGAAGACUGUGGCCAAGAAGGGCAGCCCUAACGUCAUCGCCCCAGGCUACGGGGGACCCCUGAAGGAGAUCCCCUGUGAGAAGUUCAACCUGACAACCAGGUCCUACUGUUCCCCUUGGAGGGAAGCCCUGGGUGACAGUGACAACCUCCUGUCCUCCCUCAGCGCCCAGCUCCCCCAGCCCCCACAGAGGGCCACACUACUGCCUGCCAACUACAGGUGCUUCAACAGAGUGGCCAUGCCAUUCGGAGGCCCACAGCAGAAGAGUAAGAGGGUGAUCCCAGUGAUGGGGUUGGAGCUGUUGGACUCCCAGCGCCUCCCUGGUACGACCCUGGACCGCAUGUGUAAACGGCCCAACUUCAACAGAGCACCACGGGGAUGGGGUCACGACUACUCCCCUGAAUCCACCGACCUGUGAGAGGACCUCCACUCACCUAUGACCUUCAAACUUCCUGUGACCUUUGUGAAAUCACAGCCUGAAAGACUGAAGCAUUGAUUUGCUCUUAUUACCCUUCCUCGUCCCUCUCGAUUCAAAGAUGACCCCCUCUGGAGUAGGUAGAAGUUGACCCAAACUAUUUUUACAUUAAGAUGCUUUAAUCUAUUUAAUGGUUAUAUUAGGAUAAGGGCAGAUCUGUGGUUAGGGGCGACUUCUACCUUGAUCCCUCUGUUAUUCAGUCAGUGCCAUAGGGAAAAGACUGAAUGAUAAGAUUGUUUCCUGAUGAGAGCUCUGUGGAUAGGCCUGUGUGGAGGCCAACUGAGGACUUCUGAAUCAAUCAACAGUUCAUUAUGAGAGCGGAGCCCAGGCCAACGAAGGCCAGUUGAGGGGAGAGGUGAUUUGUCACUCUUCUUUCCGCCUCUAACAAAACGCCCUCUUCCUUAACCCCCCCCAUUUCUCUCAUUUCUCCCAUCACUACAUGACCUUUCCUUUGGCUCCCUUCCCUCUCUCCUAACAUCACACUUCCCUCCCUCCGUCUGACUUCCCCUCUGUUCAUAAAGGAUUGAUAGUGAGAUAUUGAUUGCUUUAAAUGUAAAUGAGAGUACUUGUUUUAAUGGCAGAAGUGGACAAAACAUUACAAUAAUAAACCAAAUCAUUUUGUGGAAAAUGAACAUUGUAUCAAAAAACAAAUC